AUGGAAGCUAAUACAAGUAGGAUUUUAAAUUUGAAUGGUUCUAAUUAUCAAGUUUGGAAAGGCAAGAUGGAUGAACUUCUUUAUGUGAAGGAUUAUUAUAUGCAUGUGUUUCACACUGACAAACCUGAAGAUAAAACAGAUGCAGAGUGGAAUAUUUUGCAUAGAAAAAGUUAUGGGUUUAUUCGAAAAUGGGUUGAUGAUAAUGUUUUGAACCAGAUUAGCGGUGAGACUCAUGCUCUUACUUUGUGGAACAAGCUAGAGCCGUUGUAUGCUCGGAAGACCGGGAACAAUAGAUUGUUACUGAUUAAAAAGAUGAUUGGCUUGAAGUACCAUGAUGGAACUCCUAUUACUGAUCAUUUGAAUUCAUCUUCAGUACCAUCAGAAAUUACCACACCACAAGACAGUCCCUUGUAG
Messenger RNA from Lactuca virosa, 414 nucleotides. Lineage: Eukaryota; Viridiplantae; Streptophyta; Magnoliopsida; Asterales; Asteraceae. The record is from the annotation of a GenBank genome assembly.